AUGUCAUCCACCGGCCACGAGAAGUAUAGCUUUGGAGCAGUGCACUCCAUCGCCCGCCACCAAGUUACAAGCCCUCAUGCCGCUGUCCUCGGGCGCCGUGCCGCCGCAAUCAGGUCUACCGCGGUGAGGGACUCGAGUGGCGAUGUAGUCGUAGUCUUUGCCAGAGUCGAGGGGAGGCGCAAGUGUGACCAGCAUGAUCGCGUGCAGGAGGACCGUGAGGGUGAUUUCGUGGUGGCUGCAGGCAGAGAUGAGCCCAGUCAGUCGCCGGACCGGGACGGGUGA
Molecule: messenger RNA, 282 nt
Organism: Pyricularia grisea
Lineage: Eukaryota; Fungi; Ascomycota; Sordariomycetes; Magnaporthales; Pyriculariaceae
Exons: 2
Coding region: 1-282 (93 amino acids)
Source: RefSeq, a predicted model, not a curated record